UGCUCAACUUCGAGUGGAAAUACGAACUCGGCGGUAUCGCGUCACUAUGAGAUGAUGCGAUGGCUUGAACCUUACAUUGCCGAUACGGCGAAUUCAAAUGCAAAUGCAGACAGUAGUAACACUCCUUCUAACACAAGCACUAGUGCUCAACCAAAUAACGCAACUGCUGGAAGUACUACCCCGAAUGCUUCAACUUUACAAUCCUCUCAACAAACUAUCUCCAGUGCUCAGAAAAUGCCCGCUCCGAAAGAAGAAACGCUUUCGUGUUUUAUGAGCGAACCCGAUUUGGCAAGUCAGGAUGCGAAUGCAUCAGUUGUGGUUAGCACAUCAGAAGACGGAGUACUCUUGAACAGGUUUGUCUUCAACUAUCUCAGAUAUUUCCUACUUUUCUGCAUUGAAUUUCCUCGUAGUUUCUCCUGA
Anisakis simplex (herring worm) is the source of this 420-nucleotide messenger RNA. NCBI's taxonomy places the organism in Eukaryota, Metazoa, Nematoda, Chromadorea, Rhabditida, Anisakidae. The record is from the annotation of a GenBank genome assembly.